This is a messenger RNA of Anopheles merus, 3445 nucleotides long. Its product is annotated as RNA polymerase II degradation factor 1-like. NCBI's taxonomy places the organism in Eukaryota, Metazoa, Arthropoda, Insecta, Diptera, Culicidae. The record is from RefSeq and is a predicted model, not a curated record. The transcript has 3 exons. Gene Ontology annotation, molecular function: structural constituent of chitin-based larval cuticle. Bases 747 to 2567 code for a protein of 606 amino acids. Gene Ontology annotation, cellular component: chitin-based extracellular matrix.
GGGUGAAUGUUAUAAAAUACAGUGGCGCUGGUAGCGUUCGAUACCAUUUUGCAAAGACACGUUCCCCAGUGCAGACUAGGGGCCCGGAGCCCGAACAACCACAACAACUAAAAAACAUACCUCCGAACGAACCCAAACCAAAACACUACACCAUAGCGAACCGAUCCAGAGGUCUUCCGAGUGUUCGGUAGUUCCUUCACCGUCCGAUCCCGUGCCAGCGUCCAGUGUGCAGUUGCAAAUUACGGCAAGCGUAAUCGACGUGUGCGCAUUUGCGUGUUUGAGUAGUGAGUCGGACCUUUGUGGAGGCGAGAGUGUGAGUGUGUGUGUGUGUGUCUGAGUGCGGAAGUAACGCGCGAACAGCACCAGCCGUUUUUACAUGCAACACUAGAGCGUAGAACUAGAGCGGAGAAAGAGAGCGUGUGUGACUGUGUGCGCGCGCACACACACUCGGUUGUGUGUUUGUUUUUUUUUUGUUUACCUCGGUGCACGCUUCCUAGUGUAAAGGCGAGUGUUCCGCAAAGCAAACUCUAUCCCGGAAAGCGUACGGUGGAGGUGUGUGAGACCAGACGAGAGAGUCUGUUGAACCUGCCCGAAAGAUAAGCCUUUCCCACACGAUCAAAUCGAUCUGCGCGCACACAUCCGGCCACACGGAAGAAGCGAUCAUCUAUCAGCCCCAGGGAGUCCCAGGAGAAAGGAAUAGUAGAGAGUAGUAACCUACUACACAAAAAAACACACACAACGACACAAUGCGUUUGCAAGGAACGUGGUUAACGUUGGCGUUCGGUUUGGUGGUGCUGGUGGCGUCCGGUGACGCACAGACCCGCCGACUGCGCGUUCGACCGCGCGUCCUAGCCGCCCCGUCCAGCGCCGAGUACGUGGACAGUGCGGAGGACGCCCAGCAAGACAACCGGCAGUACUAUGCCGCGCCCCAGCGCGCCCAGGAGCGGCUUGGCGAUGUGGUGCUGGUAGCGUCCUCGGACGAGGACUACGGUGGCGGCCAGUACGGUGCACCGGUGGCGGCUGCCCGGCCCCGUGCCGACCAACAGCAGUACCAGCGGCCGGCGGCCAAGAGCACAACGGCCGCCCCGGUAGCCGCCCGCCAGAAGGCGCCGGCCAGCGAGUCUCGCGCCCCGCCGGUACAGACGAUCCGCAACUACAGCAAGGUGAACGAUGACGGCUCGUUCACGUUCGGGUACGAGGCGGCCGACGGUUCGUUCAAGGAGGAGACGCGCGGCACGGACUGCGUGGUGCGCGGCAAGUACGGCUACAUCGACCCGGACGGUAACAAGCGCGAGUUCACGUACGUGUCCGGCAACCCGUGCGACCCGAACAACCCGGACGGCAGCGAGGAGGAGGAGAGCGACCGGGCCGAGGGCGGCCAGGAAGACUCGAACGAGAACGUGCCCCAGAACUACCCGGUGCGCCGUCCGGUGCCCGUCGCCCGCCCGACACCGGCCGCCCCGGUCCGCCACCACUCGACGCCGGCUCCGGCACCGCGCCCCACCACCACCGUCUUCCAGAACGACUACCAGGACCGCCAGCGCCAGGAGCAGCAGUCGGCCGAUGCCGAGGAGGAGGUGCAGAUCGGCCAGCGCGGCUCGCCGCCCCGGCCGGCCGCCCGUCCCUUCGCCGGUGCCGUCACGACCACGCAGCGCCCGCGCGUCCAGAUCGUCAGCACGACGCCCAGCCCCACGCCCACCAUCUUCCACAGUCCGGCCGCGCCGGCCGCGCCCCAGACCGUCCUGCCGGUGAACAUUACGCCCAAGCCGGUGUACCGCGUCUCGCCCCUCCCAACGCAGCCGACGCUCGCCCCCACCACCUACCGGCCGACCUCCUCGCCCAGCACCCGCGGCCCGACCGGGUCGAUCGAUUUCGAGGCCGAGUUCAAGCGCUUCCAGGCCGACAACAAGCUGCCGAGCCCGCUGACUCCGUCCACCGCACCGAGCGGCGGCGGCGCCCCCAAGCCGACCGGUUCGCCGUUCGGCCGCCCCGGACCGCAGCUGGCCGCCGGCAACCCGAUCUACCAGUCGCAGCUCAUCUUCGACCCGGCCUCCGGCCAGUACGACACCGCCCUGUACCAGCAGCUGCCCCAGAGCGACGGCGACUUCCAGCUGAACCACCGCAUCCAACCGUACGUGGCAGGACCGCAGCAGCAUCAGCACCAUCAGCCGCAGCCGCAGCAGCAGCAGCAGCAGCAUCCGGGUGCCGGCCAGCUCGUGACGCUCGAGCAGCUGCAGCAGCAGUCGCCACUGUACCGGGCCCAGCCCAGCCCCCGGCCGGCGACCGUCCAGAUCCCGCAGCAGCUCUACCAGAAGCAGCAGAACGAGCUGCAGUUCAUCAACAGCCAGCAGCUGUUCGCCCAGCAGCUCGAGCUGCAGCAGAGCCAGCUGCGGGCCGACCGGCUCGAGGCGGCCAAGAAAGUGACGGUCGGCGGACCGCCGAUGCACCGCUUCCAGCCCCAGCCCCAGCCCCAGCAGCAGUACUACUUCAUCCAGCCCCAGGGUCCGCCCCAGGGCGCCCCCGGCCAGAUCGACGCGUUCCUGCGGGGUCACAACAUUGAGUACUGAGCAGGGGUUUUCGCCGUAGGCCGAAGCAACGCAGCGUUUCUCUUUUGUUUUUGCUACUAAUGUAUGUGUGUGUGUGUGUGUGCGCGCUCGUGUUGUUUUUUUAUUAUUAUUUUAUUUUCUCCCCACUACCAUUGCCUCUCCGCAACAUUCGCGAAGCCAUUCCAAGGUAUUGCUGUACCUUUCAUUGAUUACUCACUCACAGUUUCGUACCCAUUCAGCUUCAGUGUUUAUUUAUCGACUUCUGCUUGCUUUCCUCCACUGUACUCCUUACUCUUUCUUCUUUCUCUUUUUCUUGCAUCUUCUGUGUACUUGCUGUAUCUGUUGUAAUUGUUUUAUUUAUUUCUUUCCCUUCCCUUUUCCACAUUAGCGUACAUUCAUUCGUUUCCUUUUGUGUUGCUCUCUGUCUAUAUCUGUUGCUUUUCUUCCUUUUCCCCCCAAGCACACUACACCACGCGUUCCUCUCUUUCUCUCAAGGACGCCUGCACCACCACGUGGUUUCCAUGACUACUUCCCGCUAACGUUUGAUUUUCUGCUAAGUGAGACAAGUACGCGUAAGACUAUUUUUACCCUACGUUAAGGACAUUAAAGAAUUUAGCUCUAUAUUGCUCACGAUACCCCUUACUGCGCAACACGGACUGCGCCCGCCGGGCAGCAGGCGUCGGCCACAAGUUCGGCCGAGGUAAAACUCAAAACACGAAACAAACCAACCCGCAUGGGGCGAGCCGAGCUUGCGGGCAGGAUCAGUUGUCGCUCGAAAAGUGCUCGAAAACUGCUCGAACGCUAGACCCUUCGGGUUAACCGGUGUAACGCGCAGCAAGCAAAGAUAACCGACGACAGUACAGUAAUGAUAUGAAUAAAGAAAAACAAAAAUCGUUCGA